Molecule: messenger RNA, 2272 nt
Organism: Mesocricetus auratus (golden hamster)
Lineage: Eukaryota; Metazoa; Chordata; Mammalia; Rodentia; Cricetidae
Gene: Armh4
Product: armadillo like helical domain containing 4
Exons: 5
Coding region: 1-510 (169 amino acids)
Source: RefSeq, a predicted model, not a curated record
AUGAUUAUUGGGGAGGAGGUAGAAGAUGAGGAGGACGAGGAGGAUGAAGAAGAUGAGGAUGAAGAAGAGGAGGGAGAGGAAGAAGAUGAGGAAGACAAGGCAGCAGACACCUUGUACAAGGACUUCGACAGUGAUACUGAGCUGCCAGGGAUUACUCUCCCUGGAAUCACAUCCCAGGGACCUGAUACUGAGCCAGGCAGCAUGGCCCUACUAGAGGUAGCAACCUACCAGGUGCCAGAAACCAUGGAGUGGGAACAGCAGAAUCAAGGUCUUGUGAGAAGUUGGAUGGAAAAGCUGAAAGACAAGGCUGGCUACAUGUCUGGAAUGCUGGUGCCUGUCGGGGUAGGGAUAGCUGGAGCCUUGUUCAUCUUGGGAGCACUCUACAGCAUUAAGGUUAUGAAUCGCCGAAGAAGAAAUGGCUUCAAAAGGCAUAAAAGGAAGCAGAGAGAAUUCAACAGCAUGCAAGACAGAGUGAUGCUGCUAGCAGACAGCUCUGAAGAUGAAUUCUAAAAUGGACUUGGAUUUAAUGCAAUGAGAUUAUUGCUUUAUUUUUUAUUUGGGGGCAAAAAGAAGAAAGAAAAUAAAUAAAUAAAAAACAACACUAUCUCACCACCUUGCUGCUACUGGGCCAUUGGUCCAGCCCUUUUCUCUGCUGGAGAGUAGAUUUUUCUUGUGCUGAGCAGAAAAGACACCUGUAAAAUCAGCGCAGCAUGCAUUGUUGGGUCAUUUUGUAGUGUUUGCCAUCACCAAGGGCUGAGAUUUAGAAACACAGGGUACACAUGCUCAGUCAUUGUAGCUGGGUUAGACAGAGUAAGUAUCUUGUAUUUUCCAUCACGCUUUCCUUGGUUUGGGUUACUGGACUUAUAUGAAUGCUAUAGCCAUGAAAGUAUCCUUGAUUUUGAUAAGCAAUGUCUAAUGAAGAUUAGUAACUCCUCAAAUAGUUUCUGGCUUGUGGAUAUCAGAGUACCCUAUGUCCGCAUCAAGGACUAAUUACCACUUGGAAUGAAAUGUUUUUCCCGAGAUAUCAAAGUCAAUUAGAAUUAUAUGAAGGUUUGCUUAUAUCUCGCAUUAAAACUUCCAGCCCCUUAGUUUUUAUUUUUUGUCUGUGCUGUAUUUGUCUCAGUGUUAAUAAGAAAAAGUGCACUAGAAAUUGUACACUAAAUCAGCCCUUGGCCUUAAUUUAUGCUUGCUUUCUUAAAUAGUGCUAGUCCAAUGUGUAUGAUGAAAGAUCCUUAUUUUCUUAUCAUUACAAAAUGUUCUAUUGGUAUAUUACUGAAUUAGCCAAGAAGAAAAAAGGAUGACAUCAAGAUGAGGGUAUGUGGGCUCCCAGGGUGCUUGUCCCUGCCAUUUGGUUCUGUAUCUAUGUGGCCAUUACUGUGGAUAAGUUAGAGCAUCUCUUUUCCAUGUCUAUGAUUUUGCUGUGGAAGUAGUCUUUUUGGCUUUAUUAGAAAAGACAGGUAUUCUUUGGUAGAAGGUGGCCCAGGGGCCAGAGUCCUCAUGUACAAAUGAGCUCUAGCCAUCCCUCAUGUGGGAUGAUGGACUGUUAGAGCCUUUUUCAUUUUCCUUGGAAUGUAAUUCCUUCUUCUAUACCAAAUAACACAUUCAAACACUCUGUUUGAAUCUGGUUAUUUGGGGAUUGUAGUUCAUUGUAUUAAGCAGUAUGGCUUGGAUCAGUUCCAAGGAUAGACAAAGCUUACCAAUAAUGCUGUUACCAUGGGGAAUUUUUUCAUAGACAUUAGAGCCUAUUCUAGUCUGACAGGGUCUGUUUAUUCACUCCUCAUAGCUUCUGGGUAAAGAAGAACAUGUAUUUUUUUCCUUUCUACUGAAGAUGGAACAUAAGUAGAGGGGAGAAAUAAUUAUCUUCAGUUACAUCUGUGGACUCAGCAUGAGGACCACCUUAGACCCAAACUAUGUACUGUAUCUUCAGAUCUGUGUCCUGUCCUCAUGCUUUGAAAGGUGUCAGGACAUUGGGAGGUCUUUCUUUAAAGCCAAGUCUACUUGGUCAAGGAACAUUUAUUAUCAAUUUCUUUGUUUGUUAAAUGAAUGGAUUUUUCACACAAAUUCUUCCCUUCUACACAUAAUUAAUUAUCAUCUCUAGGGAACUAAUAGGGAAAAUUUCAUGAAACGCAUUUUCGAAUGAUGGCUAGCUCACGCACACAGAAUGUUUUAAUCAACUAAGUUUAACUCUUUUGAUCAAGAAAGCAACUGUGUAAAGCUGAUAGAGAGAAAUGAAAAAUUCCAUGGAGACAAAUAAAGGCUAGCAGUUUCUAAA